Molecule: messenger RNA, 1767 nt
Organism: Penicillium verhagenii
Lineage: Eukaryota; Fungi; Ascomycota; Eurotiomycetes; Eurotiales; Aspergillaceae
Product: GID4/VID24 family protein
Exons: 2
Coding region: 1-1767 (588 amino acids)
Biological process (GO): protein catabolic process in the vacuole; negative regulation of gluconeogenesis; protein targeting to vacuole
Cellular component (GO): extrinsic component of membrane; GID complex
Source: RefSeq, a predicted model, not a curated record
AUGACGAAAUGGCCCAAUGGCCAUGAUGGAGCGCAUUUAAUUGUACCCGCGCCUGGCUCGCCAUCGCAACGUGACUCAAAUUCCAGCUCCUCUGUCCCCAUGGAGAGCGAUAAUGCUCACGAAGAGAAUGUGAACUUCCUUCGGUCUCGCUCCCUGCUAUAUAAUCCAAGUUUACUAUCCUUCGGUCGAGAUCGCCAUCGUCGGUAUCCACCGUCCUAUUUGCAGCCCAUGGAAGACGAAGAGGGUCAAAUGGAUGUGGAUGAGCCUAACCCGCGCCUACCAAUCGAGAUCAACCGUCGCAUCCCUAUAGUGCAUCGCCCGCACGAAGACACUACUGCUUCCACGAAUAUGCCCAACUACGAGGGUCGCCGAUCAAAUUCCCGAUCGCUCUUUGGCUGGGCGCCUGGGUCAGAUGAUGAGGACGAGGACACUCCCCGUGCCGGCGAAUCGGAAGAAGAUCAGAUCCAGCCCUUCCUCCAUGCUGUUGCAGACCGCAGUACCUCAUCAAGCCGGCCAAGCCGACCCCGGCGACAUGACCCGAAUGUUCGCACGCCAUCUAUAAACGCUAGUGACCGAGGAGAAACAUCUGAGGGUGACAGUGUCUUUCGGAAUCCUCCUAUCUCAACGAUGGAAGCCCUGCUGCAAUCCACAAGGCGACAACCUCGUUUAUCUCGAACACGUACGCUAGAAAGUUACCUCUUGGAUAACAGGCACAGCCGCGCUAGCGAUGAGUCGGAGGAAACCGAGCGAGCGGCAGCAGGUUCAUCAUCUUCGCGGGCAUAUCGAUACCGACCCCCAAACCGAGCCGAACCUCAUCGAAUUCUCACCCACAGUGACUUGCGUGCUCGCACCGCUGCACAUCGGCAACUAUAUUCCGAGGCCCCUGGGGACUCAAUCUUGAAAGAUACAAUCAGCUACCUGGAUCAUCUGCGCUAUUCCAAUUCCGUUGAGGAGAGUAUCAACUCGGCGCAUGCAAGAGGUUUCCUGUCACCAGACAACUUCUCUAGUGAUUUUAUCCUAGAUAUAAAUACUAUAGCCCCUCCAGCAGCCUGCUCUUGGCUCCAACCUGGAGUUGUCUUCACUGGAUGCCAAAGGGCUGCGAAUUCAAGUUGCCCAGCCUUACAACCUCGGAUACCAAGCCCCAAUGCGCCAAGUGACCCCGUCAUUGUUAACGGAAGUGAGGCCAAUACUCGCAUCACUGUCUCUACGACUAGUGGACGGCGAUAUCAAGCAAACCCUCGCGAUGAGAACUGGCCCGUCAAAGUCACCAUUCACAACAUAAAUUUCAGCGAAAUGACCCUUUCGGGCACCAUGGAGGCUUACAACAUCCCCGACAAAACAUCACCAACUCAGGAUGCGCAUAUCGUGACCUUCCUAGAGGGUGAAAUCAUUGAUUUCAACAAACAUACCCUCGAGACAAAGAAUUUCAAAGCGGAUGCAGACACCGACACCACCUACUGGCGAAAGCUUCAGCCUUUCAAGGACCUGCCUGAUGCUGAAAUAGCCAAGAAUCUUGUCAGCCAUACAUGGAUUACCGAGAAACUAGCGCAAGGGUGGAUCUUGAUGCGAUGGAAAGAACGAUGUUUCAUUACACCAACAGAUUCUCGUCAAGGUCUAACCAUCUCCGGUUUCUACUACACUUCUCUCUCCCGAGAAGACGGUAGUGUCGAUGGACUCUAUUAUGAUCCUGGAAGCUCCCCUUAUCAGCAACUCUCCUUGAAACCAGAAAGUGUCACUAUGAGCCGUCCCUCUUAUUCUUUCCGGUAG